Symbiodinium necroappetens is the source of this 2748-nucleotide messenger RNA. NCBI's taxonomy places the organism in Eukaryota, Dinophyceae, Suessiales, Symbiodiniaceae. The record is from the annotation of a GenBank genome assembly.
AUGCCAGUUAUGCUCGAAGUGAGUUGCAUCAUCUCCGCAGCAGCUGGCGAUUGGCCAGACUUCUUUGUGAUCUUGGCCAUGGUUCUUGUCAAUGCUGCCCUUGGCUUCCGGGAAGAAAUGAAAGCCAAGAAUGCCUUGGAAGAGCUGACCAACCAGAUGGAGUCCAGCAUUCCAUGCUUGCGCGACGGCAAGACUGAAUCCCUACCAGUGUCGAAACUUGUCCCCGGUGAUGUGAUCCACUUGCGCGGCGGUGCGCUGACGCCCGCUGAUGUGGAGUGGCUGGAGGGUGACACCUUGUCCAUCGACACCGCCGCCUUGACUGGAGAGCCUUUACCCCGCAAAUACCCGAGUGAGGAGUACGGCAAGAUGAUCUUGUCCGGAACCACCGUCAAAUCCGGAGAGGCCUAUUGCAUCGUGAGACUCACAGGUACCAAUACUGAGAUCGGGCAGGGACAGGCCGACAUCAUGGCAGAUCGUGCUACUGCAGCUGUCUCCGUCUUCGAGCAGCGUGUCAUGGUGGUCGUCAACAUCAUUAUCUCCGUUGCGGUCUUGGAUGGCAUCAUCAUUGUCCUGGUGCAGGGCCUGGUCCGCAACGGCUUCGACGUGGACUUCAAAGGCACCUUGCUCACGGCACUCUCGAUCCUCAUUGCGGCCGUUCCGAUCGCCCUGCCCUUGGUCCUCCAGGUCACCAUGGCUAUCGGAGCCUAUCGCAUGGCUACCGAUCAUCAUGCCAUCGUGACGCGGAUGUCCGCUUUGCAGGACAUUGCCUCCAUGGAUGUGCUCUGCUCUGACAAGACCGGCACCCUGACAACGGCGAAGAUGAGCAUCAACUUGCAGAAGAUUUGGACAGCCAAGAAGGAUGGAUUCGGAGCCUUGGACAACAGCUUGUACAGUGCCCCCAACCAAGAGUUGGCUUUGCAGCAGAUGCUCAUGGUGAUGGGCAUCUUGGCUUCCAACGCCGACAAAAAGGAUGAUGCCAUUGACGGCUCUCUGCUUAGGGCAUGGGAGAAGAUGACGAAGGAGCAGGGCGAGGCUCCUGCGAAGAUGAAGGCCGCCUUUCAGCAGCUGGACUUGACCGGCUUCAACCCCGAGGUGAAGAGGACCGUCGCCACCGUGAAGCGUUUGGCCGACGGCAAGAAGCUGAUCGUGGCCAAGGGCCUAGCAUCGAAGAUCCUAGACACCUCCUCCGGUGGUGCGGACUCCGGGAAGCUCCAGUGGAAAUGCGAGGAGUGCAAAGAGGAAGGCUUCCUGGAAAUGGUGCAGAAGACCGACCUGGAGCUGUCUGCGGCCGGCUACAAGACCAUCGCUGUGGCAGCAGGUAUCGAAGGAGAAGGGAUGCACUUCUUGGGCUUGCUGCCGAUGAUCGACCCCCCUCGAUUCGACACAGCGGUGACCAUCCAACGCUUGCAGAACGCCGGCGUUGAAGUGAAGAUGAUUACUGGGGACCACCUGAAUAUCGCCAUCGAAACGGCGCGAAUGGUUGGCAUGGCGACCAACAUUUUGCCAGGAGAAGCUACGCGUGAGGGUGGCCACACUGGUGACGAGACCAUCAGGGAAGCGGGUGGCUUCGCCCAGGUGCUCCCGCGAGACAAGCGGGAGUGUGUUUUGGCGCUCCAGAGAUCGUAUGACUUGGUGGUGGGCAUGACAGGCGAUGGUGUGAACGACGCACCUGCACUCUCCGCAGCCCAGUGUGGAAUUGCCGUGGAGGAUGCGACCGACGCCGCCAAGAAUGCCGCCGCCAUGAUCCUGACUACCGAAGGCUUGUCAGCAGUCUUCGGGGCAGUGGUGGAGUCCCGGAAGAUCUUCGCGCGUCUUUUCUCCUAUGUCUCCUACCGCCUGGCUGCCACUAUCCAGAUUCUCUUGUUCCUGAGCAUCCUUGUCUACGUCUUCGAUUGCACUCUCGAUCCCUUGUACGUGAUCCUGCUCGCCCUCUUCAACGACGUCACUAUGAUCCCCGUGGCGGAGGACAACCAGUCGGCGGCUGCCGAGCCUCAGCAUGCCAUGAUCGGGCACCUCAUCGGCUUUUCCAUGACACUCGGCAUCUUCCAAAGUGUGGCCUCCAUCAUCUUCUAUCUUUGCAUGGAUAUGGGCUUGAUCAAGGGCAUCGAGAGCCACACUGUGACGGGGCACUACCCCACGAGCGUCCAUGCUCAAAAUGCGAUCUGGCUCCAGGUCUCCAUCGCUGCAGAGUUCCUGAUCUUCUCCGCCAGAUCACCCGGGUUGUUCUUCUUCAGCAGGCCCUCGAAUGAGCUCUUGGCUUCUACCAUGCUGGGGAAUAUCGUGUCCACCCUCUUAGCGGUUUACGCCUUCCCUGAGCCCUUGGAUUCAAGCGAGAUCAUCACCAUCUGGGUGUACGACCUCUUGGCACUCUUGGCCGUGGACCUGGCCAAGAUGGUGUACAAGUUCAUCCACGAGGCUGAGGCAGCUGGCAUCAUUGAUGAGUAUCAGAUCGAGCAGGAGGACAAGUCCUUGCAGCACGGGGAUGAGACGAAGCCGAUUGAGAACCCAGAGGCUCACAUCAAGAAGUACCGUGAGAGCGUCAUGAUCAUGAAGCAAAACAGCGUGCGCUUGAGCCAGAAGCCGCGCUCCUCCAUGAAGUUCUUGUCUACAGGGCAGCAGAGAUCCAGCCGGAUCGUCUCGCAGUCUUCCAAUAUGUCCAACAAGAACUUCACGCAGACGCGCACUUCUAUCCGAAUGGGUGAUGACUUGCGCAAGAGGACUCCUGCCAACUCCAUCCGCAUCAAGUGA